AUGAUCAGCCCACGAGACCUUCACAAUGACAUUGCGUUGGCUUUGCUUCUCGCAGUAGCAACAAGCUACCUCUCCCGCCGAGAGGACGAGCUUUUGUCGGAGAUUAUCUGUUGGGCAUGCUUACCGAUGAUAUUUGGAGCCAAUACCUUUGUAGAACAAGCCCGUGCAGAUCUACCCACAAGGCGUGAGACUCGGCAUACUCUCCCCUCACCAUUAUCGCUGUGGGUUGUUGCCGGUUGUCUUUCCAUCGCAUCCGGAUGUCGAGCUGAGGCGGACAGUUCCAAGCUCUUGCCUAUUUUGACCCCCUUGCUGCUUUGGACAGAUGGAGGCCUCGAUCGAAACGCUCAGGGGCGCGAUUCCGCGGACACUUCAAAGUUAGCCCCCUUAUCCAGUAAGCUCUGGACAGCAUCACUCGCUGCAGCUCUUUUGACCUUCGUUCUGAUCGACUGGAAUUACUCUGGACUUGUGCCUUCUGGCGUUGCGACUGGCGCCUCUUUCAUCGCCUAUGUUUCGUUUGAAUCAAGACAAAGGGGCGGUCACUUCUUACCUCACCUGAAUCCCUUCGGAGAACAUGUAUACUCUCUUGCACCAAGAGUGGCAGGAGUCCUUUUAGUUGGUAGUCUUGCCAGAGUAUACGUCUUUGGUCUUCCACGAUCUAGUUCCCUGUACGCUUUGUUUCUGGGACUGGUCAAGGCACUUUCCUGGCGAUGUGCUGCCAGAGCUACUCGUCACACGUCAUGGACUCUUCCGACUAUGAUGACCACAUUUGGUCUUCUAGCAACGCGCAAUCCGUUCGAAUUCACAUUUGAGAGUCAUGCAUUGUUGAAUCCUGUAUCUGCCCUGCUGUGCCUCGGCCAGAUUGCCGGUUUCGUCCCCAGACACAAACGCCCAAUGCGAUUCUUGUAUUCUUGCAUCAUGCUGCCGAUUAUACCCUAUGUAGCCAGUAUUAUGGCGAUUUAUCACGCGCGAACCGACGCUGCUACCUUCACCGCGGACACGCCACAUCCAGUCAUGGCCCUGUACAAUAAAGCACAGAAAGAGUUCGAGAACCUAUCUACGAGGCAAUCCACAACCUUCGAAGCCGCGUCGCAUAACUAUCAGCAUAAAUACGGCAUGGAGCGGCCGCCAGGUUUUAAGGAAUGGUACGACGCUGCGCGUUCCAAUGGCUCACCAUUGAUCGAUGAUUUCGACUCCUUGUAUCAUACAAUAUCGCCGCUCUGGAGGCUGAGCGGCAGCCAGGUUCUCGAUGCCAUGAAUCGAGCGAAAAACCUUCCUGGAAGCGAUUUGUGGCUUUGCACAUUCUCGGGGACAUCGUCGACAACACAAUGUAGUCACUCCUAUCGUACCUUUGACAGGCAUUUCUCGCCCUUCCCCCGAAGCAUCUCCCCCCACGAUCGAAGGAUAACUGUGGGGGAUCGCAGCCGAAAACCUGUAUGGGACUUGCUGGCCAAGAACUGUGGCCUUCAAGAAAGAGAAGUAGAAGACCAAGACAGCAUCAAUACCUUUGGCCUACCAUUCGUGACCAACAUCUCUUCGGCCCAAGAUCUCUGUCAACACCCAGAGUACAGCGCCUCACAUGGUUUCAUGAUGAGCCCCGUCUCAUUUCGCCCAAUCUAUGGCCUUGUUCCUAUCUUCUCAACCGGCAAACUUUCCACGAUGAGUGACAUUCUCAUUCCGAGCCCAGCAUAUACCGAGCAAGAGUUCAUUUACGACGAGUCAAAAGAUGUUGAAUGGGACCGAAAAAGAGACAGCCUCUACUGGGCUGGCUCGACUACUGGGGGUUUUGCGCUUGAUACCCACUGGCAGCUCUUCCAUCGACAAUGA
Messenger RNA from Fusarium proliferatum ET1, 1824 nucleotides. RefSeq lists its product as uncharacterized. Bases 1 to 1824 code for a protein of 607 amino acids. The transcript has 4 exons. Lineage: Eukaryota; Fungi; Ascomycota; Sordariomycetes; Hypocreales; Nectriaceae. The record is from RefSeq and is a predicted model, not a curated record.